Suillus subaureus is the source of this 315-nucleotide messenger RNA. RefSeq lists its product as uncharacterized. Bases 1 to 315 code for a protein of 104 amino acids. NCBI's taxonomy places the organism in Eukaryota, Fungi, Basidiomycota, Agaricomycetes, Boletales, Suillaceae. The record is from RefSeq and is a predicted model, not a curated record. The transcript has a single exon.
AUGCUCCCUGUCGAACAUAUGGCUCUGGCAGUUCAAUCAUUCAGUCCUCCACCUUCAUUUACUCCGACUCCAGUCAUCUUUCCACCUGAAGAUAUCAGUGAGAUUUACACUCAUGCAUCGUAUUCCAAGGAGUCCAUUCCUGAGCUUGUCAACAACGACCAGGGUAAUUGGAUGUUCUCGCUGAAUGUUCCCAUCCCAGACGAGAUGGUCUACCCAACCCUCACGUCACUUGAAUAUACGAUCAAAUAUGGCACAGCGAACGGCCAGGGCACAUCUACGAUUCAAACAAGCAUAUUACUCACCAAGGUCCUCUAA